UCGAGGAUGAGGUACAGUGUAUCAGCAGCAAAAUGAUUCAUGAUAUUGUUUUGCAAAUCGUCGUCUUUCUGGGCGUAUAUUUAACUGCCAGUCGGGGCCAGAACACAGCUUACCAACCAUUAGAGUCAGCAGAGGAGUUCACCAUUGAUGAAAUACAAGAAAGCAUCCACGAUCUACCAUCUCUGUUGGUUAUACGCAUGGGGUUUAAGGGGUCAGUUAGCUUUCGAGAAAGCGAAGACUUCAAGGUGAUCGUCAAAGCUCGGACUAAUUCUAGUCGAGAGCUUAAACAAGUUGUGAAAUAUAGUUUCGCAAGAAUUAGCACCAACGAAACGCCAGAAAGUAUUGCUCUCCUGCAAGUGUGUGAUGACACCCAAUCUGCUCAUUUGAAUGAUGUGACGUCAGAAAUAGGCGUGGUCGUGGGCGUGUCCACGGGAGUGGUCCUGGUGGCAUUGAUACUGUUCUCAGUGUGGUGGCACAGGUAUAAGGCUGAUCAGGGGGAGGACAUCGACUCUGCAUACGAAAUGGAAUUUAUUGAGCCAGAAUACAACAAAACAGGGACUUUCGGAGUGGAGCUUAAGAAAACUCAUUCACCAUACUUGCUUAGAAAAGCUCUUCAGCCCAGCGAUUCUGUGGAUUCAGAUGUAUCCUCUACCACAAGCGACACAGACGCAGGGACAGACACCCAAAAAAGGCGGAAGAAACACGAAACAAAGGCUAAGGCUGACAUAUUGGAUUCUGAAUCGAAUACUUCUCCAAUAAGUGUCAGAUCAGCGCGCCUGAUUUUUGAUAAACCGAACAGAAGUUAUGACCACAACGUCAGGGGCCUCGCGUUGCCGUCCACAGAGUACACAUUACAGGUGAAGGCAGAAGUUUAUACUCCAACCGCGAGGCGGGAACCCAAGGCUCCCUCCCCCUUGGCACUUCACAAGACACACCGACUAAAAACGUCCAAAUCUCCCAGCGAAGAAAAAGAGGAAGAAAAUGAUAAUCUCUGCACUUUGGAUAAAGAUAAUGGAAUCAAAAAUGCAUUGAUAAGCAGAUCAAAGGAUAAAAUGCUGGGAGUUGACAAUCCUGCUAUAAUUAUACAUGAGGUUAAUGGCGAAGCAGACAUUGUGAAUGGCAUCUCUAAGCCUCAAGACACCAAUACCGCUCCUGUAGAUACGCUGGAAAAGAACCCUGGCAUACUGCCCCAUCACUGGAGACAAAAAGAAGAAACAGAACCAAAAUCGCCCGCCGUCUCAGAAAGAGUAGCCAUUUUCAACAAAGGAGCCGAUGUAAAGCAAAAAGGGGGAACGAUAGAUGCUACUGUGGCGGAAGCAAAAACUCAACGAAGAGGAGGAGGUGGGAAAAAGUUUCAUCCUGCCGCAUUAACAAUGUUGACAGUCCUUGGUAUGAUUUUUGCGGAAUCCUUCUCUCAGGUGUAUUUCGACGUUCUGGUGGACGUUAUUAUACAUGUACCAAAAAAUUCAACACUUGGCGCUGCUCACGUCUUUCAGCAACCUGGAAAACCCGUUGAUGUCAAUGCUUCUCGGUUUCCCAAAAUGAAAAUCCAAACUUUUACGGUUCAUAAUCUACACAUGAUCGUCAUUACUGAUCCGCCGUGCCAAGGACUGCAUUGUGACCAUGGUUGCGACUAUGCCACCAACAAGUGCGUGUGUCGUGUUGGUUUUCAGUCUUUCAACGACACAAGCUGCCAAGACAUAGAUGAGUGUUCCAUUGAACAUGUCCCACGGGUUUGUCACAAAAAUGCCAUAUGUACCAACACAUUUGGUUCCUAUUCAUGCGCGUGCGCAGACGGGUUCUACGGUGACGGCAGAGAUUGCAAGAAUUGCAGUAAACCUUGUCUGCCAGGGGAAUUUGAAUACAGCCCUUGUAAUGGUACUUCACCAAAGAUUUGUAAAGCGUGUAUCACAGUUUGUCCGAUGGAGUAUUACCUUUCUACGAACUGCACAGCGACUACGAAUGCCCGUUGUUCUGUCUUUUUUUUUUUAUGCCUGUCGUUAGCCUGCAAACCGAAGUGUGGCAGAGAGGAAUACGAGUCGACUGCAUGUGGCGGGACAACAGACCGCGUUUGUAGAGGUUUAAGUGACCUCGGACAGCCACUGGUCACUUCUAAGAACGUCCUGUUGUACGAAGAUCGCAGAAACGUGGACACUAAGAGUACGGGGAUAUUGAACGCUACAAACGCCUCUAAUCUUAUUGGCACAGAAUAUACCCUAAAUCGAGGUUCAGGUUUAAGUGUUCGUGUUAGGAUCCUGGCUCUGAACGUGUCUCCUGUGUAUACUUCUGUUGACCAUUCCUCUGGCAACGACAACGCCAACAGAGGAACCACAAGUGAAUAUAAAAGUCGAUGCCAAUACCCAAUGCCAUCAGCGUAUAUGUUGAGAGUCUCUAGUUUUCCGGAAGUCACGACUCUCACAAGUUAUCAAAACUGUUCUCAGCAAAUAAUGUCAAAUAAGGUCGCAAACUGCAAAGAUGGAUUUUACCGCACAGCAGAUACUCCAUGUAGGACACAAGAUGGCCGUGUUAUAGGAACAUCGCCCCUUCCGUUCGUGACCCAGGGACUGGCGUGUGCCACCCCAGGAAUGCUGACGAGACUGUUUAAUAAGGACACGGAUUUAAAGGAAUUCCAAGCUGUCAGAGUUGAUUUUGACAAAAGAUGUAAAAAUCUGAACGACCGCUGUGGUCUGUGCACUGAGCAAUGCGCUCACAGCUUCAGCACCGAAAUCAACCCUAGGUGUAGGAUCACGAAGGAUGACGAGAACGGAUUUAGUCCGCGUUUGAGAGACUGCCUUAAGUGCUGCGUUAUACAGAAGUGUUCUGAAUGCAAAACGCAUGCCGAUGAAUGCGCUCCAAAGCGCAUAAGAUGUAGAAAGGGCACGGUUGUGGUAUUCUCUUUGGACCCACUAUUCUCUGAUGACGUCUACUGUCACGUGAAAUCACAGCAGAAUGGCGUAAUAUAUCGUCUGCAGUACGAAGUCCUCAAAAAUGGCAGGCGGCUGCAGCAUGGUACUCAAAUGACGGCAGAAAAUUAUUUCAAGAAGAAAGACUUUGAACACGCAACGGGAAUAGUGAGGCAUGAGUUUUUAGACGUUUACUAUGGAAGUGGGAUCAAGACCCAAGUGACUUUAUUAAAAACCAAUAUCAGAUCAGGAAAGCCAAGGUAUCAGGCCGGAAGAUACAGGGAUUUUGGUAGUAGGGUCCUUGAUUGGACGUCUGGCAUACACGUUGUUCCAAAAGUACCGUUUGGAAUAAACAGUCAAACUUGGGCACAAGAAUCCUGUGAUCUUGACUUGGAGAGCUCGGUAAAUGCGGCGAAGAAAUGCGACCGUUUUUGGGAGGAGACACCGGGUAUACUCGUCCAGUCGGACGACCCGCACCGCCAUUUUAUUUUGAGGAACAAAACCAACCCUCCCUACUUCGGCAUUAAAGUUUCAAGGACCAGGUCUGUUUUGCGUUCUUUCUUUAAGGCAACAUCUAUCAGGAAUGAUCACUCGCUGGUGGCAAGAUUGCUCCGUAACAGCACCUUCUGGGUCGUGAACAUUUCUGGAAUGAUUGAACCAUGCCCAGGGGUAAUAACAGUACUUGUAAAAGAUCCAGUUAUUGGGAACAUGGUCCUCUUCCACUACGACCUGUUCGUCGCCCACCCAAACUGCCAGCAGUACCUGACCGCUUUGUUCUACGGAUCUGAGCUGAGUUUCCUCAAGACCACUAGAUGGCCUCUGAAAUUGUGUUACAUGCUUCUGGUCACCCCUCUGGUCCCUUUGAUAUCCAUAACCUAUAUACUGUUUCCCAAGUCUCGGGUGGCACGCUAUGUAAGGUGUCCUUCCACCAAGUUUCUACUCCACACUAUUUCGCAUUUGGUGUUCCUCAUACUUCUGGCCCAGGCAACGUUCCAAACGUCGGAGAUAUUCAAUGAAGAUAUUAAUGUUAAUAUCGAUAAUGUCAAAUGGAAAUCUUCAUUUCGAGGCGAAAGCAGCAUCAUGACUCCCGUGCAGAUAGUGCUCAUGGGUUGGGUCUUAGGUUUAUUGUGGAUUGAAGUCAAGGAAAUCUACCGAACACCGUUUUGUGAUUAUGCCAAAGAUUAUUACAAUUACAUCAUCUUUAUGAGUCUGUCUUUGUAUAUCGGCUCUUAUGUCUUACGGAUAUUGGCGAUGAGGUGGAUUCUCGCUGCCAAACAAGAAUAUAGUGUCCCUCUCCGGAGUGCCAAGUUGGCUUUGGAAGCAGGGAACGGGGACGAAUUCCAUCGAAUUGCGGCACAGAUAAAAGAGGCUGGGACGAGAGAAAGUUAUUUCAUGGAAGCGUCUCGUUUUCACUGGAAAAUGGACGACCCGGAGAUUGUGGCAGACGCCAUGUUUUCUGUGGCUAAUGUGCUUAGCUUUGCUAGGACCACUUAUAUAAUGCCAGCGUUUGAAGUUUUGGGACCUCUGCAGAUAUCACUGGGGCGUAUGGUUGGAGAUAUAACCCGGUUUCUGGCUUUAUAUUUGCUGGUAUUACUUGCCUUUACGGUCGGUUUGAAUAAUCUCUACUGGUACUAUGGCCAAGUAAAAGCCACUGAUGCCUUCACUGAUUUAAUGGUAACGGUGCAGACUUUGUUUUGGUCAACGUUUGGUCCGAGUAAAUCAGCACCUGAGGUCUCCAAAUUGUCGAAACCAAAAGGUUGCACCGAGGGAGGGGAAGGUGGGGCUGGGUGCCAGUUUUAUGGGAAUACCACCACGGAUGCAAUGGUUGAGUCAAGCACAACCCUCAUCAACUUUGUCGGUGCCACAUUGUACUCUGUCUUUUGCGUCUUCGCCAUUAUCAUCCUUGUGAACAUGCUGAUAGCCAUGAUGAGCCACUCUUUUGAAGCCAUUCAAGAAGCCUGUGAUGUGGAGUGGAAGUUUGCCAGAAGCAAGUUGUGGUUAUCCUAUAUUGCGGACGGCAGUAAUUUAUCAGCUCCUUUUAAUUUACUACCAACGCCCUCAUGUGCUUACCAGAGCUGCAAGUACGUGAAGAAAACGUUCAUGGAUGGACGACGUGACAGCAUCACACUUUUCCGGGCGCAGACCGUCGUACGGGCUCGGAGACAGGCCGUGUGUGAGAAGCUUCACGUGGACACGGUGGACACCAGCUAUGCUGACAUUGCACACAGCUUGGCCAACAGGUAUCUCCUCAAGCUGGGAAGACAAGCCAGGCCAGAAACUAAAGGUGAAAGUCAUGUCAUCCUCGAAACGUCACCCCCGCCCUCGCCAAGUGGCACGCCUACUAUAUUCGAAGGCAAGGAAGAGCUCAACGUGGCAGACCUCAAAGGCGGACCAACUCUGCCGCAAUUCCAUUUGGAACAUGUUGAUGAAGAGGGUGAAGUGCUGAAGCCGACCAUUUGUCGUCCUUUGUUCACGCCGAUGUUGAGGCGUAGCAACCCAGAGAUGAUGGCAGAAGAGCAGGGUCGAAGAAGCUUCUCCCGUAAGAGCAAACGCUCAGUGCGAGUCCACUCUCCCCUGACACCGACAUCGUCAGAAGGUACUUCCGGUCGCAUUGAGGAGAUGUACCGCGUGGUGAAACUACUGGACAUGCGCUUCCAGCACCUCCAAGAAAACACCAGCCAAAUCCAAAAUCUUGUAAAAGAUUUGGCCGCAGUGAAAGCUGAUUUGGAGAAAACAAGAAGCUUGCUUGAAACUCAGCGAAGGCUCACCGUCAACACCAGUGGGACACCGAGAUCUUUUGAGACAAUAUCUACCUUAAAUAUUCUACCCAGCUUCGUGGCAGAAACCGAGGUCCGUACAAAGCCUUUAUCGCCACGACUGGGGUACAUUAAAAAAUCGGUUAAGUUUAAAAAACAAAAGAGUGAUCAAUCUGGACAAAAUUAA
Messenger RNA from Lingula anatina, 5846 nucleotides. RefSeq lists its product as uncharacterized. The record is from RefSeq and is a predicted model, not a curated record. Lineage: Eukaryota; Metazoa; Brachiopoda; Lingulata; Lingulida; Lingulidae. Gene Ontology annotation, molecular function: protein binding; calcium ion binding.